UGUGAGUUGGUUGGCAGUCAAUGCUUAGUAGUCAACAUGGAAUGGAAGGGUGCUGAUUCUGGGCUGACAAACUCAGUCAGGGAAAUGCUGCGGGACGAAUGCUACACUGAUUUUCUGAGAGAUGAUUUUGAUGUUAAAACAUACACAUCUCAGUCUAUCCAUCAAGCUGUCAUCGCAGAGCAGCUGGCAAAGCUUGCCCAAGGUAUCAGUCAGUUGGAUAAAGAGCUUCACGUGCAGGUAGUUGCAAGACAUGAAGAUCUGUUGGCACAAGCAACAGGGAUUGAGUCUUUAGAAGGUGUUCUCCAGAUGAUGCAGACUAGAAUUGGAGCCUUGCAAAGUGCACUUGAUAGAAUACGAACAAAAAUAGUUGACCCAUAUAACAAGAUUAUAUCACGUACCGCACAGCUGGCUCGUCUACAGUCUGCUUGUGAUUUGCUUCGGAGAAUUAUACGCAUCUUGUAUCUCAGCAAGAGGCUUCAAGGUCAGCUGCAAGGAGGGAGUAGAGAGAUAACCAAAGCUGCUCAAAGUCUUAAUGAGCUGGACUAUCUUUCUCAAGGGACGGAUCUGUCAGGAAUAGAAGUCAUUGCCAGUGACCUACUCUUCAUUGCUCGAGCUCGCCUGGAAGUGGAAAACCAAGCCAAGCGCUUGUUGGAGCAGGGAGUUGAAACUCAGAAUCCAACACAGGUCGGUACAGCACUUCAAGUCUUCUACAACUUGGGAGCACUGAAAGAUAUUAUCACAAGUGUUGUGGAUGGAUAUUGUACCUCUCUAGAUGAGAAUAUCAACAAUGCAUUAGAUAUUAAAUUUUUAACUCAGACAUCUCAAGCCGUCCAAAGAGGAGCCCCAGGUCGAGCAGCUAUGCCACAGCCAGGAAACACUGCAGCUUUCCGAGCAGCACUUUGGACAAAUAUGGAGAAGCUUAUGGACCAGAUAUAUUCUGCCUGUGUCCAGGUGCAGCACCUUCAGAAAGUAUUGACAAAGAAGAGAGACCCUGUGUCACAUGUCUGUUUUAUUGAUGAAAUUGCAAAGGAUGGACAAGCCGAUAUUCUAUAUACAUUCUGGAAUUCAGUUACACAAAGACUUUCAUCCCAGUUUACAAAGGCGACAAACUCUUCAACAUUUUUGAAACAGGCCUUUGAAGGAGAAUACCCUAAGCUACUGAGACUGUAUAAUGAUUUGUGGAAGCGUCUCCAGCAGUAUAGUCAAAACUUACAAGGAUCGUUCACAAGCAGUGGAGGUUCUGACCUUGUUCCUGAGAUACAGCCUGUGGAAGAUGAGGCACAUAAUAUAUUUGUGGUUAAGAAACAAGACAAUGACCCAGAAAAAACGUUGAAAGACUCGCUGCAACCUUAUGAAGCCGCUUACCUGUCUAAAUCCUUAUCACGCCUUUUUGAUCCCAUCAACCUUGUCUUCCCUACUGGAGGUCGCAACCCCCCUUCGGCUGAUGAACUGGACAGCAUCAUUAAAACUAUUGUGAGUGAAAUGAAUGUGGCAGCUGUGGAUCCCAAUCUCUGCAUAGCGGUCUCAAAAAAUGUGGCCAAAACCAUACAGCUCUAUGGUGUCAAAUCAGAACAGCUUCUUUCAACGCAAGGAGAAGCAAGUCAAGUAAUUGGGCCCCUUACAGAAGGACAGCGUCGAAAUGUUGCUGUUGUAAAUUCACUAUAUAGACUGCACCAGUCUAUCCAAAAGGUUAUGUCGAGUCAAGGUUCCCUCCCAGCAGCUGGUGAACAAACCAUUUCGGCUUCCUUGAAGAUAAUUUAUAACCUGAUGGGAAAUGCAGUACAACCUCUGCUGAACUCAGUGGGCGACUCUGUUGAGGCCAUUAUUAUAACUAUGCACCAAGAAGACUUCUCUGGAAACGUGGUGAAUGCUGGAAAACUAGAUAUCCCCUGCUCUUUGUACAUGAAAGAAUUACAAGGUUUUAUUGCGAGAGUCAUGAAUGACUAUUUCCGACACUUUGAGUGCUCAGAUUUUGUCUAUGACAACACAGAAGCAAUUGCACAAAGAUCAAUUGAAGUCUUCAUCCGAAAUGCAAGUUUACUGAGACCCCUUGGCGAAGGUGGAAAAAUGAGAUUAGCAGCAGAUUUUGCCCAGAUGGAAUUAGCAGUGGCUCCAUUGUGCAGAAGAGUUGCUGACCUUGGUAAAUCAUACAGGCUUUUGAGAUCAUUCAGGCCAUUGCUGUUCCAGACCAGCGAACAUAUUGCCAAUAGCACUUCCAUAGGAGACAUUAUACCAUACAGUGUAAUCCUCCAGUUCCUCUUUACAAGGGCUCCCCCAGAACUGAAAUCUCCAUUCCAGAGAGCUGAAUGGUCUAUUGCCCGUUACUGCCAAUGGCUGGACGAUCACCCAUCAGAGAAAGACAGGUUGAUUCUCAUAAGAGGUGCGCUGGAAGCAUACACACAAUCUGUUAAAGCCAGAGAAGGUAAAGAGUUUGCACCAGUUUAUCCCAUCAUGGUCCAACUACUCCAAAAAGCAAUGUCAUCUCUGCAGUAGCUUGUGGCAGUUUGUACAGAAGUUCAUAGGCGGGUGUAAUAAGAGUUAUGGGAACGGUAUUUCUACUAUUGUAUUCAUGCAUGCUAAAAUCAUCAUUAAAGUCUUACCUGUAUAAAAAUUCCCCUACUCCCAUGGUACCACAAUUGUUUGUAAAACCAUGCAUAUAAUAAAUUGUUAUACAUA
Molecule: messenger RNA, 2676 nt
Organism: Spea bombifrons (plains spadefoot toad)
Lineage: Eukaryota; Metazoa; Chordata; Amphibia; Anura; Pelobatidae
Gene: COG5
Product: component of oligomeric golgi complex 5
Exons: 22
Coding region: 37-2493 (818 amino acids)
Biological process (GO): intra-Golgi vesicle-mediated transport
Cellular component (GO): COG complex
Source: RefSeq, a predicted model, not a curated record